AUAUCAAACCGACUUUUACAUCAAAUAGUCAAAUUAUGAAGAUGUGUUUUUCCCCCGCUUUGGCGAUCGGCUAAAUCAAUUAUUUAUAAUAAUGUCACACACCAUCUGAAAAAACGCUGGCCAUUUAAUUUUUUCUUCCGCAGUGUUGAACUUUUUUUUUCGGGAAAGAGUUAUGAGAGAUGAGAGUCACAAUGCGCGGUGGUUUUGCAUUUUUAUGCUGAUUUUCGUUUCAUUGUUUGCUUUGGUGGGCUUUUUUUGAAAAAAUAGUAUAAAUGCAUUGUGGAGCUUCGAAUCAAACAUCAGUCACUUGAAAUCUCUCAAUUUGAGUAAUUCACAGUUCCCAAAAAAAAAACUUUUUCUCAAAAAACCAUACAAAAUGAAGGUGUUCGUUGUUCUUGCUCUCUGCGUUUGCGCCGCACAAGCCACCUUCUUCAGUUCGGGUGGAAGCUCAAGUGGAUCAUCAUCCUCAUCAUCAUCGUCAUCAUCCCCACAAGUAGUGAAAAUCAUCAACGUUGAUGGCGGUUCAGUAUCAAGCGGUGGAUGGUCUUCGGGUGGUGCAUCAGCAGCUCCAUCUAAAAUCAUCAAGAUCAUCAAUGGAGGUUCAGCUUCAGGCGGUCACGGUUCAGCUUCAGGCGGUCACGGUUCAUACGCUGCUGCCCCAGCUCCAGUUGUGAAUAUCAUCAGGGUUAGCGGUGUUUCAAGCGGUGGUUCUUCAAGCGGUGGAUGGUCGUCGGGUGGUGGCGCCUCUGCUGCCCCAACCAAAAUCAUCAAGAUCAUCGAUGGUGGCUCAGUUUCAGGCGGUUCAUACGGUGGUUCACAUGGUGGUUCAAGCGGUGGCUGGGCCGCUGCUGCUCCAGCCUCAGCCCCACAAGUCAUUAAGGUCAUCAAAGUUGGCUCAGCUUCAGGCGGUUCAUACGGUGGUUCACAUGGUGGUUCAAGCGGUGGCUGGGCCGCUGCUGCUCCAGCUCCAGCCCCACAAGUCAUUAAGGUCAUCAACGUUGGCUCAGCUUCAGGCGGUUCACACGGUUCACACGGUGGUUCAUACAGUGCUCCAGCUCCAGCCCCACAAGUCAUCAAGGUAUCAUAA
Molecule: messenger RNA, 1087 nt
Organism: Sitodiplosis mosellana (orange wheat blossom midge)
Lineage: Eukaryota; Metazoa; Arthropoda; Insecta; Diptera; Cecidomyiidae
Product: keratin, type I cytoskeletal 9-like
Exons: 6
Coding region: 377-1087 (236 amino acids)
Source: RefSeq, a predicted model, not a curated record